AUGUCACUGUUGAAUCUGUCAUUGAAGGCUUCUUAUUCUUCAUGUUCUUGGCCAACCAUCAGUGCAUUCUCAAAAGAUUCAUCUCUUGAUCAACAAAGUUGUGCCACAUUAGAUGACCCUUUCAUCCAUUCUAGAGCAGCAUACUACUCAGAUUCUGAUGACAAAGGAUUAGAAAUUGAAAGAUGUGGAUAUGGCUCAUUUGGUGCAACAAUUAACAAUGUAUAUGUAGCAUCUGCAUCUAAUCUUUACAAAGAUGGUUUAGUUUAUGGUACUUACAGUAGCAGGUCAAUUGAGGAUGUAGGUUAUGUUUAUACCAGGUUAUAA
Molecule: messenger RNA, 324 nt
Organism: Lactuca saligna
Lineage: Eukaryota; Viridiplantae; Streptophyta; Magnoliopsida; Asterales; Asteraceae
Source: the annotation of a GenBank genome assembly